Messenger RNA from Pyrus x bretschneideri (Chinese white pear), 1660 nucleotides. RefSeq names its product nijmegen breakage syndrome 1 protein-like. NCBI's taxonomy places the organism in Eukaryota, Viridiplantae, Streptophyta, Magnoliopsida, Rosales, Rosaceae. The record is from RefSeq and is a predicted model, not a curated record. The transcript has 13 exons. Gene Ontology annotation, biological process: mitotic G2 DNA damage checkpoint signaling; double-strand break repair via homologous recombination. Gene Ontology annotation, molecular function: damaged DNA binding; protein binding. Gene Ontology annotation, cellular component: Mre11 complex. The coding region runs from base 77 to 1624 and encodes 515 amino acids.
AAUACCUUUCUCAUUACAAGGCAGGCACCGGCAAUCCAUCGGUUAUCUCCCGUAAAUUCGAAAUAAUUCGAGAACCAUGGUUUGGGGUUUCUUCCCUACGGACCCUCUCUCAGGUGAAGAUAAAUACUAUAUCUUUGCAAGGGGGACGUACAAAGUGGGUCGGAAAGGUUGUGAUGUAAAUAUCACUAAAGAUAAAGGAGUUUCUCGGGUUCAUGCAGAAAUAGUUGUUGAUGCAAUGAUUGCCCCUCUUCCCCUGCAAACAAAAUCUUCUAUAUUAUCUUCCAAAGUUCGAAUUAGAGAUUGCUCAAAAUAUGGAACAUAUAUUAACAAGAACCUUACAUCAAUGGAAAAGAUUCAUGAGUUACCCGAUAGAGAAACAUUGUUAAGGCAAGGAGACUUGGUUUCAUUUGGAACUGGCAAUGCAAUCUACAGAUUUUCCUUUGUUCCACUCAUUUUCUUUGCGUGCUGCUCGGAACCAACCCAAGUGAAUCACCUCCUUGAAGAUAAACUUUCAUCAAUUGGUGCUCAUGUCACUUAUCAUCUAAAUCAGGAGUGCACACAUGUCCUUGUUGACCAACUCAUGCCAGUGAAAGAAGAUAUAGUGGAUGCUAUUGUGGCAAAGAAACCUAUUGUUCUUGGUAGUUGGGUUGAGUUUCUUGCAGAAAAAAACAUUCGAAAUGAGCUUCCUGGGUGUGAAUCCUUUGCUCCAACACUAACAGUGGAAGGAGUAUCAGUCAAACUUACAGAUCCGAAAACUCGUGAAAACUGUUUAGAAGGAUACACUUUUUUGUUGGACUCCAAACCUGUGUAUAAAUUCAUGGAUCGCUUGUGGUCCUUACUGGAAGUGAGUGGUGCAAAGAUACUUUCCAUUGAUGGGUUUAAUUUGAAGAGCCAAAGCUCAGUUUGUGGAGAAAAUGAUCGUGUUGUAUGUGUUAUCCCAGAACGAUUAUCAGAUGCUGGGUUCAAUAAGCUUGGUUCACUUUUAAGAGUGAAUGAGAUUGGGUUAAUAUGUGCCAUUUUAAAUGGACGGUUGGAUACAUCCAUGUUAAAGUCACCUUGCGUAGUUGUAUCAUCUUCAUGCUCCACAGAUGAAACUGUGGUAGCUGAUUCUGAUGCAGAAGAAAUGGCCACUUCAGUUCUGGCAACUUCAUCUGUUGGGACCAAAGGAGUUAUUGAAUCUGUACCCCAUGAAAUCUGCAUGAGUUAUGCAGCUAUCAAAUCUGAGGAUAACUAUGUCAUGAGCUCUAGACGAAGUAGUGACAUGAGAGGCAAGCUUGACGAGUCUGAAAUUGGAAUUGCAGAUAUUAUUUAUAGCCAAGAUUUGAUUGUGCGAAAUACAAGCCUACCUUGUGCCAUUAUUACUACUGCAAACAGCAGAGUUGUAAAUUUCAAACGCUUCAGAAAGACAAAUACUCAAUCCGGGAAUAGCUUCAGCAGACUUAUUCCAUUCUUGAAGACCCCAUAUAAAGAUUCGGACUAUGGGAGUGAGGAAAUGGUAGAGUCUGUGAAAGAAGAGAAAAGGAGAAAGCAAAUGGAAGCCAUUUCUGAAGAGUUAUUCAGUAAUGAAGUGGGUCGUCAUCGCGGUGUAGCUGGUUCUCUUCGUGGGAUUCUUACUCAUGGUUAACAAUGGCGAACUCCUAGCUCGAAAGAGAGCAGAAAG